Molecule: messenger RNA, 1374 nt
Organism: Penaeus chinensis
Lineage: Eukaryota; Metazoa; Arthropoda; Malacostraca; Decapoda; Penaeidae
Product: nephrin-like
Exons: 8
Coding region: 1-1374 (457 amino acids)
Biological process (GO): cell-cell adhesion
Cellular component (GO): cell-cell junction
Molecular function (GO): cell adhesion molecule binding
Source: RefSeq, a predicted model, not a curated record
AUGGCCGUUCACAUAUCACCUAAACUUUUAAGAUGGCUGGGAAAAGAAACACAGACUACUACAAAAUUAUCAGCCAGAAAGUUAAUAUGUGCUGAGAGACGAAUGGAAAUGAAAAGAGAUGGGAUGAGAGCCAUAUGGAUGAGGGAACAGCAAAGACUAGAAACUAUACUUACGGGCAAUGGAAAGAAAAACAAUGGCAGUGGGCAGCCCGUACAUAUAAGAGACCAUACAACAAAGCAGAUCACACAGGAGUUAGCGCCUUCACAGCUGGUUCGCAGGUGGAGUGUGCGGAGCCAGGUGGUGAUAGAGGCGAAGGCGGAAGACAAUGGAAAGCAGCUGGCAUGUAAAGCCGCUCAUCCCGCCCUCAGACGCACACCCACGCCCACGUUGCAAACUUCUGUCACUCUCUCUGUCCUACACCCCGCCGGCGUGCCCGUCAUCAGCGGGUACCGAACGGGCGAGAUCCUGAGGGCGGGCGAGCGACGCACUCUCAGCUGUCGGUCGCGAGGAGGCAACCCGCGGCCCUCGCUGACGUGGUUCCGCAAUGGGCGUGUGAUGGACGACGCCUCCGCCCGCGACGCCGCCGGCACGAUCAACACCCUGGAGCUGGCGGUGACGGCGAAGGAGGACGGCGCCGUGUACGAGUGUCGCGUCAGGAAUGAUGUGUUGGAGAAACCUUUGGCGGCGAAUGUGACGCUCACUGUGUAUUAUCCCUCAUCGUACGUCAGCUUAGCCGGUCCAGCGCACGUCAAGGUAGGGGAGCCCAUUUCCCUUACCUGUGAGACGGCUGAGUCUAACCCUCCCUCGUCCCUCACCUGGGUUGUACAAGGCGAAGUCGUGCAAGGGGUCAAGGAGAGAGUGAGUCGAGUCAGCUCAGGCGGCUGGGUGACCUCGUCUGAGCUGACCAAAUACGUGGUCAGGUCACGAAGGAUCUCCGAAGUGGUGGUGGAAUGUCGAGCUCUCAAUCCCGCCAUCGAUCGAGUGGUUAAGAAGACUAGUAUCAUCGACAUAACGCAGCCCCCCGGCCCGCCCGUGCUGGAGGGGGACAUCCACGCGGAGGUCGUGGCGGGGUCGACGAUCAGCCUGGCGUGCACUUCCAAGGGAGGGCGACCUCGGCCUGUCAUUCGAAUAUACAAGAAGGACAAACUCCUUCCGACGGAACUCAUGCGAGGAGUAGGAGUGACCCGGGCGAGGAGUGAGGUUGUUGUCACUCCGGCGGAUAAUGGUGUCAGGGUGACGUGUGAAGUGAGCAGCCCUGCCACCACCGCGCCGCUGGCAACCUCGACCACACUCGCUGUCUUCUGUAAGGAAAUGGGUUAUGUUAAGGGGCUACAGUUUAUGCUGGGGUGCUUGGGGAGUGCGAGAACGUCUUAA